Messenger RNA from Protobothrops mucrosquamatus (brown spotted pit viper), 2040 nucleotides. It is a transcript of the gene DDX27, whose product is annotated as DEAD-box helicase 27. Bases 16 to 1749 code for a protein of 577 amino acids. The transcript is spliced from 16 exons. NCBI's taxonomy places the organism in Eukaryota, Metazoa, Chordata, Lepidosauria, Squamata, Viperidae. The record is from RefSeq and is a predicted model, not a curated record. Gene Ontology annotation, molecular function: nucleic acid binding; ATP binding; RNA helicase activity.
UUGUCCUUCCAAGAUAUGAACCUCUCUCGGCCCUUGCUGAAGGCCAUAACUGCCCUGGGCUUCAAGCAGCCUACCCCGAUCCAGAAGGCCUGCAUCCCUGUAGGACUGUUGGGGAAGGACUUGUGUGCGUGUGCGGCCACAGGAACAGGAAAGACCGCGGCCUUCAUCCUUCCUGUCCUGGAGCGCCUGAUCUACAAACCUCGGCAGGCCCCCGUCAGUCGGGUGUUAGUGCUGGUGCCAACCCGCGAGCUGGGCAUCCAGGUGCAUUCUGUUACAAAGCAGCUGGCUCAGUUCAGCAGCAUCACCGUGUGCCUGGCAGUGGGUGGCUUGGACCUCAAGACCCAGGAGGCAGCCCUGCGCUCUGGCCCUGACAUUCUCAUCGCCACUCCUGGCCGCCUCAUUGACCAUCUGCACAACUGUCCCUCCUUCCACCUGGGCAGCAUUGAGGUCCUCAUUCUGGAUGAAGCCGACCGGAUGCUGGAUGAAUAUUUUGAGGAGCAGAUGAAGGAGAUCAUCCGGAUGUGCGCUCGACACCGCCAGACCAUGCUCUUCUCUGCCACCAUGACGGACGAGGUGAAGGAUUUGGCUUCGGUUUCUUUGAAAAACCCCGUCCGGAUCUUUGUGAACAGCAACACAGAGGUGGCCCCCUUUCUGCGCCAGGAGUUCGUCCGCAUCCGGCCCAGCCGCGAGGGGGACAGGGAGGCCAUUGUGGCAGCUCUGCUGACCCGGACAUUCCCUGACCACGUGAUGCUCUUCAUCCAGACCAAGAAGCAGGCCCACCGCCUGCACAUCCUCCUGGGCCUGAUGGGCCUGCGUGUCGGGGAGCUGCACGGCAACCUUUCCCAGGCCCAGCGCUUGGAGGCUCUCCGGCAGUUCAAGGACGAGCAGAUCGACGUCCUGGUGGCCACCGAUGUAGCCGCCCGAGGCCUUGACAUUGAAGGCGUCAAGACAGUGAUCAACUUCACCAUGCCCAACACCACCAAGCACUACGUCCACCGGGUGGGGCGCACAGCUCGGGCAGGGCGCGUGGGCCGCUCCGUGUCCUUGGUGGGCGAGGAAGAGCGCAAGAUGAUGAAGGAGAUCGUCAAGGCCGCCAAGGCACCUGUGAAGGCCAGGAUCCUCCCCCAGGAUGUGAUUCUGCGCUUCCGGGAGAAAAUUGAGAAGCUGGAGCCAGAUGUGUACGCUGUGCUGCGCCUGGAGCGGGAAGAGCGGGCGCUGCAGUGCUCGGAGGCCCAGAUCAACACUGCCAAGCGGAGGUUGGAAGCCGGUUCCCAGCCAGCAGGGGCUGGGGGCCCUCCCCGCAGCUGGUUCCAGAGCCAGGAGGAGAGGAAGAACGAGAAGCUUGCCAAGGCCCUGCAGGAGUUUGACUUCGCGCUUCGAGGCAAGAAGAAGAGAACCACGUUUGUGAGGGAUUCCAAGAAGAAGGCUCAGCCGACGCCUGAGGAACGUUCCCAGUUUGAGAUCUUGAAGGCCCAGAUGUAUGCCGAGCGGCUAGCCAAAAGGAGCCGCCGGCCCAAGCGAGCCCGGGCCAUGCCGGAGGAAACGCUGCCGACAGAAACGGGGGCUGGGCCCAAGACGCAGCGCAAGAAGAAAACUUCGGCAUUUGACGUGGAGCUCACCAACACGAACAAGAAAGCCCUGAAGCAGUUUCGAGCGGGGCCUUCCUUUGAAGACCGCCAGCGUCUGGGCCUUCAGGGGAGAAGGAAAGGAGGAAAAUUCAAAACCAAGUCCAGGUACAGGCGGAAGUGAGCGCACCUGGGGGCCGGGUGGCAGAGGCCUCCCCCUGGCAGCCCCUGUGGAAUUCAAGAUCCCUUCAGAUCAGCUCUCCUGGCGGCGGCAGCAGUCGAGCAGUUGGAACCGAGCAGUGCCCAGGAAAAACCACCUGGCUGCUUUGGGACUUGGCUGAAGAACUGGACCUUGGGAGGGGUGGUCAGGAGGGCCUCCCUCGUGGUCGGUUUUCUCGCUUCUCUGGAACUUCCUAGGAAGACCCUCAGACCAAAUAAACAACUAUGUUGUUGACUCAUCUAUGUUGCUGCCUUG